AUGCUUGGGGAAGCGCUUGGGGAAGCGCUUGGGGUAGAGAUGCCCGAAGAAGAUAUCAAGCUCGAAGAUGGUGCAGGGGUUGAAGUGGAAAUCAACGCCGCUGAUGAUGACGAAACUGCUGAUGAGAGGGAGGACACCGUUGAAGAUGAUUGCGAAAAUGAUAAGCUCGCCGACCCCACAGGUGUCGAAGAAAUGGCGGAACUCGAGGAGACCAUAGAGCUUGAAGAGGAGUUCGGCGUUGGGUUUGAUUACGCAUGA
This is a messenger RNA of Cucurbitaria berberidis CBS 394.84, 258 nucleotides long. RefSeq lists its product as uncharacterized. The record is from RefSeq and is a predicted model, not a curated record. NCBI's taxonomy places the organism in Eukaryota, Fungi, Ascomycota, Dothideomycetes, Pleosporales, Cucurbitariaceae. The transcript is spliced from 2 exons. The coding region runs from base 1 to 258 and encodes 85 amino acids.